Molecule: messenger RNA, 981 nt
Organism: Geodia barretti
Lineage: Eukaryota; Metazoa; Porifera; Demospongiae; Tetractinellida; Geodiidae
Source: the annotation of a GenBank genome assembly
AUGGUUGCAGACUCGGUAACCCUAGCCCAAGCCCUUGAGCGGACAGGGCCGGCGAACGCUUCGGCCAUGGCCCGCGCGGUGGAGAGGCAAUCAAACCUUACCAAGCCCCCGGGCAGUCUGGGCCGUCUGGAGGAAAUUUCCAUCAAGCUGGCGGGCAUAUUUGGAACGGAACGGCCUGCUAUCGGUGGUAAGGCCGUUAUCAUAGCCGCAGGCGACCACGGCGUAGUAGCGCAGGGUGUUACCGGAUAUCCGCAGGAAGUCACCGCGCAGAUGGUUAUGAACUUCCUCGCAGGUGGAGCGGCCAUCAGUGUGAUGUCCCGACACCUGGGGAUAAGGCAGGUCAUCGUGGAUGCAGGAGUGGCAGCGGACUUGCCCGAACACCCCGAUUUACGCAGCCUGAAGAUUGAUAGAGGGACCAGCGACAUCAGUCAGGGUCCUGCCAUGUCGCGUCAGCAGGCGGAGCAGUGCCUCGAGGCGGGCAUCAACUUGGUCGUUGAGGUGAUCGAAUCGGGCGUGGACCUUGUGGCCACGGGUGACAUGGGAAUUGGGAACACAACUGCGUCAAGCGCCAUCACGGCGGCGGUUACGGGACUGGACCCUGAACAGACCACGGGUGAGGGCACCGGCCGUAACCCCCAGGAAUUGCAGCACAAGAUCGGUGUUGUUCGCACUUCCUUGCGUCCCGUGGUGGUCGACGGCUUCAUUUCCGGGGCUGCCGCGUUGGUCGCUGGAGCAGUCUGCCCCGAGGCGCGCGAUUACAUGAUUGGGUCCCACGUCUCGGCGGAACUCGGGCACCGAGUGGCCCUGGCGGAGUUAGGAUUGAGUCCGAUCCUGGACAUGGGCAUGCGUUUAGGGGAAGGGACCGGAGCCGCACUCGCCAUGCCUAUUGUGGAAGUUGCAGCCGCGACGCUGUCCGAGAUGGCAACCUUCGCCGAGGCGGGUGUCUCCGACAGGGAUCCCGAGGAUGAACCGGCUGCGUGA